Ostreococcus lucimarinus CCE9901 is the source of this 3183-nucleotide messenger RNA. RefSeq lists its product with no specific name. The transcript has a single exon. Gene Ontology annotation, biological process: double-strand break repair via homologous recombination. The coding region runs from base 1 to 3183 and encodes 1060 amino acids. The record is from RefSeq and is a predicted model, not a curated record. Gene Ontology annotation, molecular function: ATP hydrolysis activity; single-stranded DNA binding; damaged DNA binding. Gene Ontology annotation, cellular component: site of double-strand break; nucleus; Smc5-Smc6 complex. Lineage: Eukaryota; Viridiplantae; Chlorophyta; Mamiellophyceae; Mamiellales; Bathycoccaceae.
AUGGUGGCGAAGACGGAGCGCAAGGGCGCCGAAACGAAGCCCCCGACGCACUUCCCAGGCGUCGCCGGGGCGUUCGUUCGCGUCACCAUGCACAACUUCAUGUGCCACGCGAACGCAAAGGUUGAGCUCGGACCGCGAAUCAAUUACGUCACGGGCGAGAACGGGAGCGGGAAGAGCGCGAUUUUGACCGCGUUGGCGGUCGCGCUCGGGGCGAAGAUGAAAUCCAUCGGACGGUCGAGCACGAAGAGCGCGAAAGGGAUGAUCAAGACGGGGGCGAGCUUCGCGCGCGUCGUCGUCGUGAUCUCGAACGAUGGAGAGGAUGCGUUUAAACCGGAUGUGUUCGGACGAUCGAUCACGGUUGAGAAGGUGUUGAACGCGACGGGGGCGAAUUCGCUGAAGAUUAAGAGCGAGAGCGGGGAAACGGUCGGGACGCGGGUGGACGAGUUGAAUAAGCUCGCGGACCACUUUUGCAUCGACGUCGAUAAUCCCAUCACGGUGAUGACGCAGGACAUGGCGAAGAAGUUCUUGCACACCGGUGAUGCGACUAAGAAGUAUCAGUUUUUCAUCGAUGCGACGCUGUUGUCGGAUUUGAUGGAGCUGCAAGAGAUUGCAAAGAAUAAGUCAAACGAGAUGAAGGACGUGCUGAACGAGCACUUGGAAACGAUUCCAAAACUUAGAGAGGAAGUGGCAGAAUUGACGCACGAGCUCCAUUCGUUUGAGCGCGUGCAAGAGCUACGAUCGAAGGCGAUCGAUUUUAGGAAUCGUCUGGCGUGGUCGAAGGUGGUCGAGGCGGAAAAGAAGUUGGAAGAAGAAAAGGAGGCACAACAGGUGUAUGUGCAGAAGAGAGGGGAACUUCAAGCCAAACUUGGCACCGCGCAAGCGACGCUCGAAAAGGCGGCCAUAGACAACGAAGAGUUUGGGCGACAGUCAGAAGAUUUCAGUAGAAAGCUUCAAGAGCUUAGCGCGGAGCGUCGUCAGGCUGAGAAUGAGCGUAGAGAAGCGGGGCGACAAUUGCAAAAGGCCGAGACGGAUAAACUGAGCGAGGAAACGAGCGUGCGGAAGCUUUCGAAGCGCGUGUCCGACACGGAGUCAAAGAUUCAACGGUCGUUGGAGGCGCAGCGAGGCGACACGACAGAGACUGAUAGGCGAUUGCAAAAACUGAGCUCGAACCUCGUGGCUGCCAAGGCUGAGAUUGAGACGUGCUCGGGCGAUAUAGAGAAAUUGAAGGCCGGACAGGAAGACAAACAGCGAGCACAGAGUAACUUCGCGCGACAAAAGAAGUUUGCUGAGAAUGAGAUCAACGACAUUCGCAAGCAUAUCUCCACUCUGAAGCAGACGUCAAGCAACAGGUUGGUGCUUUUCGGACAGCAAAUGCCACGACUCGUCGACACGGUGCAAAGGCGACUGGGUGAGUUUUCCAAGCCUCCAAUUGGACCCGUCGGUAUGCACGUCACUCUCAAAGAUCAAAGUUGGAUUGUUCCGGUUGAAGAAGCUCUCGGUCAAUCUAUGACGACAUUUUUGGUCUCAAGCCCGAAAGACAUGGAUAAGCUGCGCCAAAUCAGCAAAGAAUGUGGCAUGAACAAUUUAAGCAUUCAAAGCGUCGACUUCAACCGUGGAAGAUACAACAUCCCUGUUGAAAAGGUACCCAAUCAAACCGAAUUCACGUCCAUCGAAAGUGUCCUGGAAUGCAAACACGACGUGGUUUUCAACUUCCUCGUCGAUAGCGCCGGCAUCGAACGAGCCGUGCUCAUGAAAGACGAACGCGAGGCGAGAGGCAUGUUCUAUUCCGGCGCCGCGAAACAAAAGCAAGUCGCGGUGGCGUAUACUUUCCAUCGUAAAAUCUUCAUGACAGGUCAAGUCGUGCGAGAUGAAGCCUUCAAAAGCUACAAUCAAGCACAACGACUCGGAACGGAUCCGAAAGCGCAGAUUGCGUCGAUGGAAAAUCGAGUCAAGGAAAAGCAAUCUGAAAUCAAAUUGCUCAGCAACGACGAGGCUGCGUGCAUGCGAGCCGUCAAGGACAUUGCGAAUAUGAUCAAGAAAAAAGAAGCUGAAUUCAGUACUCUCAAUAAGAACGCUCAGAAGGCGUUCAGUGAUUUGCAGCAAGCGAAACUUGACGCCGAAGACUCGAGCGGCACUGGGGUUGACGUGAGUACGCUCCAGGAGGAGCUCGACAGCCUCAAUGUCGACUUAUCCAAGCAUCAAAGUAGUCUUAAAGAAGCCGAAUUCGCUUUCACGCAAGCUAAAGAGGCACAUGAUAUUGCAGAGAACGUCAUCAAUGAGAAACUCUCACUCGCCGAUUCGUACAAGGCAGAAGUGGAGCAAUACGCCAAAGCAAUGCAGAAGAUUGAUUCGGAACGUCAAAAGGCAGAGAAACAAGUUGAAACUUGCGUGGAGCGGCUUCAACAAGCAGAUAAUCUCAUCGAAGACUGCGAAACUAGUAUACAGGCGAUGAAGACGGAAUGCGAAGAGCUGGCCGACAAAACGAAGAAAGAAAUUUGUGACCGCGAAGUCGCAGAGCACGCAGGCGAUAUCACUUUGUUACCGACACAGCUGCAACGCUUGUACGAAAAGACGAAAGAAUCGAUGAAGAAGGAAGAGAGUCGACACAAGAGACCAUACGAAGAAGUGAACGAUGAAUUAUCGGACCGAAAGCGAAAGCUCAUCAAACUCGAACACGGUGUGGAGAGCUCAAAGAAGAUUUUCCAAAAGCUCAGAGUGGGCGUCAGAAAGCGCCGGGAGACGAUGGUAACACAAGCGCGCCAGACCGCCGCCAACGUAUCGCACAGAUUCAACUAUCAUAUGCAAGCGAAAGGGCAAGCGGGUCAAAUUGAAGUCAACUACGAGGAAUCGCAGUUGAUCAUCAAGCUCAAGGAUGGCACGAACACGAGAGCUAUCACAGACACUCGCGCCUUGAGUGGUGGUGAACGAUCGUAUUCCACGCUCGCGUUCAACCUCGCGCUUGGCGAUGAAUCUGACUCGCCUUUCCGAGCGAUGGAUGAGUUCGACGUAUUCAUGGAUGCCGUGAACCGUAGAAUAUCUAUGAAGACGCUUCUUGAAUUUGCGAGAAGCGACAAUCACUCAAACAAACAGUUUUUGUUCAUCACGCCGCAGGAUUUGAGCGCCAUCAACGCCGACGACCCAGACGUCAAAGUGCAAAAGAUGAUCGCCGCUCGUCCGUCUUAA